Spizellomyces punctatus DAOM BR117 is the source of this 731-nucleotide messenger RNA. RefSeq lists its product as uncharacterized. Gene Ontology annotation, cellular component: phosphopantothenoylcysteine decarboxylase complex. Gene Ontology annotation, biological process: coenzyme A biosynthetic process. The coding region runs from base 31 to 663 and encodes 210 amino acids. The transcript has 5 exons. The record is from RefSeq and is a predicted model, not a curated record. NCBI's taxonomy places the organism in Eukaryota, Fungi, Chytridiomycota, Chytridiomycetes, Spizellomycetales, Spizellomycetaceae. Gene Ontology annotation, molecular function: phosphopantothenoylcysteine decarboxylase activity; FMN binding.
UGUCAUGCCCAUUCACCCAUCAUCAGCAUAAUGUCCUCAACAACCCUCCGCCCCCGCCGUAUCCUCCUCGGCACAACCGGCAGCGUCGCAAGCAUCAAACUCCCAAAAGUUGUAACAAAACUCCGCGAAAUCUACAAGGAGGAAAUCGAGAUUAAAAUCAUUUCAACGGCACAUGCUUUGCAUUUUUUCAAAGUUUCGGAUGUGAAGCCUGUGGAGGUUUUAACUGAUGCAGACGAAUGGAAGGCGUGGAAGAGAAUAUCUGACCCCGUCUUGCAUAUUGAAUUGCGGAAUUGGGCUGAUGCGAUGGUGAUUGCACCCCUUGAUGCGAACACAUUGGCGAAAAUCGCAAAUGGAAUGUGUGAUAAUCUUUUGACCUGCACCCUCCGCGCCUGGGACACAACAAAACCCAUCAUCAUCUGUCCCGCAAUGAACACCCACAUGUGGGACCACCCCUUCACAACCCUCCACCUAUCAACCUGCACAACUCUCCUAAAACACACGAUCGUUUACCCAAUUUCUAAAACCCUUGCGUGUGGGGAUACGGGUGUAGGCGCCAUGGCUGAACCGGAAUCGAUUGCGAAAAUUGUGCAUGAGGUUGUUGAGAGGGUUUAUCCUGGGAGGGAUGUACGAGAGCGCGAACCGUGUUUAAAAGCUUUUGAGUAAAAUAAAAUCAUUCAAAACCAUCUUGUUUUUUAACUCGAUAUUUUUGUAAACCUGCACCAACACUCUAU